AUGGCCAUUGCUGUGAUAGACCGAUACACCGGUGGACCGGAUUACACUAAGCAGCGACAAGAGCCACUCGACGACUGGGAACAAGCGAAGAAGGCCGCGGAACUCAACAACGCCUUCCAAGAUGGUAGCAUUGUGUACCAACCGGGACUCUUAUGGGACAUCCCACGCCUCGCCAACUAUCGACAGACGAAUGAAGUAAACACCCCGGAAAGUUUCUCAGAAGAAGAAGCCAGGAAACUCGAAGAAGAAAACGAGACAGCCAUCAAACGGAUACAAGACGCCAUCAACUACACGAUGCAAAUUCGAAACAACAGCGAAGUUGGAGACACCCUCCAACACAUGCGGAAAACCCGAGACCGCCGCAUCGCACUACGCGGAAACACCCGAGGACAGUAUCAACUCAAGUACAAAGCAACCCAAUUUGUCUACCGACCCCAAAACGAUAGAAAGACGGAACGAACCCUCGCGGUAGCCAGCAAAUACGCCCGCAAAGCCACCGAGCAAUUGGAUGAAAUGCUGAGACAACAACAAUUCAGGGACGCCAGCACCCAGACCCGAGUAUACCAAGCAAAGGACAACCUAAGCCAACGAUGGAGCUCACCAUAUACCACGGUAGCCAGCGACUCGACCUUUGAAUUGCCACAAAGAACCCGCGCUACUCCUCAACCUAUCUCGGAAUGGGCUGAAGACGUCGUAGACGGACCACCCUCGGCGGAAGUACGUCCACAAGGAACGUCGAUAGACGAUACCGACCCGGAAGACGCAGAAGAAGAACACCAUCUCGACAGAAUGGAAAAAAUUAAGGAAAUCGCCUUCCAUGCAGAAGAAUAUCAUAACAAAAUCCCUACAACAAUCAUACAAACCCGGGAUGAAGAAAUAUUCUUAGAAGACGAUCCCAGGAUUACGACACAGCACAGAGAACACAAGGAGAUAGCAUGGAUCUACUACAUCUUCGAUCACUACGCCUACCAUCUCUCAAAGAAAGCAGAAAACGAACUAUACCCUAAAAGAAAAGAAGAACUGCGAAUCCGCAGAGCCCAUGAGGAACAAGAACUCUCAUAUUGGGAAGUACGGGGAGAACCCGGAGAAUGGAAAACUAACAACAAUGGAAUAGCAUUCCUACGACCCAGCAUCGAAUACCCUCAGAAGUGUGUGAACUACUUCACGGGAGUCUGGUAG
Colletotrichum truncatum is the source of this 1179-nucleotide messenger RNA. The record is from RefSeq and is a predicted model, not a curated record. NCBI's taxonomy places the organism in Eukaryota, Fungi, Ascomycota, Sordariomycetes, Glomerellales, Glomerellaceae.